AGUUUCAAAACAGACCGACUGCUUGGCACUGGGGAGCCAGCCAGCCACCAUACCGAGCUGGAAAAACAGGGAAAAGCCCCCCCCCCCAAGAAAACCCCUCUGGGACAAAAAAAAGGCUACCCGUCCAGGAGCUGGAGACCCAUCGUCCCCCAAAUCCCUCCAAAGAUGAAGGCUCUUUUCUAUCCUCUGGAGCUGGCAUGACUUCCCUGUGGCUCUUAUUUAAAAGCCAGAAUUACAGCUGAUCUCGCUCGUGGAGCGCCCUGGUCUCGCUGUCACCGAAAAAAAGUGCAGAGGAUCUGGCUCCCCACCGGUGUUGGUUCCUGCGACCCAGCCGGAGGCUUCGGUUCUCACGUCUCUUCGGGGGAAGCCCUUUGACAGCAGCUGCACCGGCUGGCUUCCCUUUGCACCAUGAACCGAACUUUACUCCUGCUUCUGCUGACCGUCUCCGGUGUGGCCGCUGGAGUACUGGACCCCCAACAGAGCAUCACGGCGGUGCUGGGCAAAGACGUGGCUCUCCCUUGCUUCUAUCAGCCCACCGACGGGGAGACGGUGCUCCAGGUCACGUGGCUGAAGCGUCAGGACGACGGCCAGGGAGUGGAGCUGGCGGUCCUGCACAAGGACCACGGAAUCCACGUCCAGGAUGCCUACGCCGGGCGAGUGCUGUGGCAGUCCAAAGAAUCCUUGAACACCAACAGCGCCAUCGUGUUGAAGAACGCCGUGCAGGCGGACGAAGGGUCCUACGAAUGCCACAUCAACACCUUCCCGCUGGGCAGUUUUGAAUCCAGCAUCACCCUCAAAGUCUUAGUGCCUCCCUUGCCGACCCUAAACCUCGGCCCGCCUCUGGAAGAAGGACAGGGCCGCACGCUGGCCGCUUCCUGCACGGCAGAAGGGAACCCCAUCCCCAUCGUGACCUGGGAGACGGAGGUGCACGGGACGGCCCAGGCCCGGGAAUCCUCGCACCCCCGCUCAGCUUCGGUCACCAGCGAGUUCUACGUGGUGCCCGGGCGGAGCAUGCACGGAAAGGCCUUGACCUGUGUCGUCUCGCACCCGGGGCUGCAGCACAAGAAGAGGAUCACGCACACACUCAACGUGGCAUAUUUGUCCGACGCCUCCAUCCUGGGCCACGAGGCGGAGGACGACUGGACGGAAGGAAAGGAAGGCGCCUCUCUGAAGUGCCUGGGUGAUGGAAACCCUCUGCCGAGCUACAACUGGAGCCGGCUCAAUGAACCCCUCCCGAGCGGGGUGAAGAUCAAGGGGGACACCCUUCUCUUCCAGAAAGCCCUCAGCCCUGAGGAUGGAGGCACCUACGUUUGCCAAGUCAACAACAGCUUCGCCACCAAGGAGGUCAAAGCCACCGUCAGCAUCACAGGGAAACCGUCCACGCAGGUGGACGUGGUCUCCAUCUCCAUGAUCGGGGCUGGCUUGAUUUCCGUGGUGUUGGUGGGAUUGCUCAUCCUCGUGGUCACCCUCAUGACGUGCUACCACAGGCGGAAAACCAAGCGCAUCACCGAGAAAUAUGAAGAAGAAUUGACCUUGACCCGGGAAAAUUCGAUUCGUCGGUUGCAUUCAAGCCACAGCACCGACACCCGGAACCAGACUGAAGAAAACCUCCCCCUGAGGUUGGAGAGCCGGCAGGGCAGUUAUCGUGGCGAUAGCCUGUGCCGGGACAGCCUGCGGGCGGACAGUCUGUGCCGGGACAGCCGGCAGGGUAGCUUUCGGGCCGACAGCCUCCGGGAAACCAGCCUCUGCUCCGUCCUGGGCGAGGACGCCGAGGGGCGCAGCUACUCCACCUUGUCGACGGUACGGGAGAUCGAGACCCAGACAGAGCUGCCCCCACCGCCCCCGACUCCCGUCCCGGAGAACCCGGAGGAGAAAGACAAAGAUGAGGAAGAGGAACAGCGGAACGGCGAGAACACCAUCAAGCAAGCCAUGACCCAUUUUGUCCAAGAGAACGGCACGCUCCGGGCGAAGCCCACCACCAACGGCAUUUACAUCAAUGGCCGGGGACACCUGGUGUGAGGCCGGAUCUGGGCCUGCCUUCUCCCUCCCGGAAGUCUGCAAAGCACUGAACCUUCUUCCUGAUCGUUAGUGCUUCUCCUUGGUCGGGAACACGAGACCCUUGAGAUCGAGGCAGCCUCCUUCUGAGCCACCUGCCCGCCUUGGUUUAUAGGCCGAAACGCCCCUUUCGCCUUUGGGGAGGGAAAAAAACAAAACCACAAAUCCUGUCCACCCUUCGUCCAGCGCAAGAAAAAUCCUGCUUGUCCUUCAAAGGUUUCUGGGUACCAAGAAGGGUUCCACCAACAGCUCGGAAGCCAGGGGAAAACUUCUCUUUUGAUUUUGGUGUGGGAUCCUUAUAAUACCUGUGAUUUGGGGAGGGGGGCACAGAGGUUUUUAAAAGUGCAUCGUUUGAGGCCGCAAAGGGUCCAGGAGAACAUCGACGGGUGUCGGGAGACCUGAACUCCCCGCCUUUGGCUCAGGGACAGACCCAUCCAAUUCUUUUGUCCUUUUUUUUUAAUGCUUGUUAUUGUUAUUUUAUUAUGAGUUAAAUAAUUACAGUUUGUAGCUCAACCGUGGCUAUGGAGAAAAGCUCCCGGAAGCUUCAUAAGAGGCCAACAGGCAAAUGAAAGGGAAAAAAAAGAUGGGUUAAUUUUUUUUAAGAAAACAAGCCCCAAAAAAUGACUAUUAUUGACUUUAAAGGAAAAUCUUGUGUCCGAGAGACCUGAUCUUGUGUGUUUUAAGGAGGCAGGAACGACGGGCCGCUGUCGAGAGAACCCUUCUCAGAGCUACGGCUUGGUGGAGAUGAUUCCCCACCCAGCUGGGCUGCUCUCGGGAAACCUUCUGCAAGGUCCGCAGGUUGGCCCCGACUUCCCGUCCUUGGUGGAUUUCCACCCGGACCACCCGCCUCGAGGCACAGAUUUUUGCACGCCUUCUAGGGAAACGGUCCAACAACGCGUUUUGAUCCCUGAAAGGUGUCGGCAGCUAUGGAGUUGGCCCGCCACGGUCCGCCUCGUGGUCGGUCCGACAAAUAAAUGGGCCUCCCGGAUGGGUCUCUGGAGGGUUGGUUGU
Molecule: messenger RNA, 3066 nt
Organism: Pogona vitticeps (central bearded dragon)
Lineage: Eukaryota; Metazoa; Chordata; Lepidosauria; Squamata; Agamidae
Source: RefSeq, a predicted model, not a curated record